AUUAUAUACCUAAUUGCAAAACAAUCGAUUGACGAUACCUACAAUACCCACCUAGUUUAAAAACGAUAUAAUUAUUUUUUGCCCUAGUUAAUUAAGUACUCAUUAUUAUGUGAAAAUGUUAUUGAGGAGCAAUUUAUUGGAAAGUGUGAGCCUUGUUUCAACCACUGGAAUUGUGGCUUGUAUUGUUUUACAUGCCCUAACACCUAUAUCACCGAUAGGAAGUGUCUGGCUAGCUUUAUAUAUCGCUUUUUUUGCUAUCUCCUCUUUAUUUCUUACUAUAAAGUUUAUACGUUGGUUGUUAAGUCUGAAUAGACCUUUAAAAUAUGAUUUGGAACGUUUCAAGACACAAUAUCCUUAUUUAAAUUGUUUAUGGCGAUUCCUACCUGAGUUGGAGAAAUGUCGCGUAAAAGAAUCAUUCAAAGAGUAUGAUACUAGUGAACUGAGUAUAAUAUCAACAGUUUUGGAGAAAAAGCUCGUCUCUUCCUGGUACGUUCCGUUUAUAUCGCAGGAGAUCAGCUUCCCAUUUGCUUGCAAGCAGAUGUUAGAUCAGAUGAUACAGAAAAGUUUUUUGGUUUGUAAUAAAAUAGAAACAAGGGAUGUUUUCAUAGACAUCUGUACAAUAUUUGCUUUACAUCUCAAGGAAUAUAAAAAAGCAUUGAAACGCUUGGAAAAAUCACCUUCAGAAUCUAUAGAAAGUUUCUACAAAAAAGCGCAUGCAGUUUCUGACCCAAUGAAAAACUUAACUAAGACUGAUCAUUGUACGAACCUGCUACGAUUAAUUAUGAAAGAAUUAGUACCAUGGGAAUUAUGGGACACACCCCACUCAGAGCUCAUUGUUCGUAUACUGUCAAGGAAACUUGAUAGCUUCAUUGACAGCACCUUAGUAGAUCCUAUUUGGUUAAAUGAUAAAUUGCUUGCUUAUUUCAAAGUUGAAAAUAAAGUGUUGCUUUCGGAAAAAUCUGAGCCAAUCUUGGAAAACAUUCCGACACAAGAGGCAGAUACAGAAUGUACAAAAAAGAAAACUGAAGAUGAAUGUAAACCUGAAGAAAAGAAAGAACUUAAAGCAGUUCAAAUACAGAAGAAAGACGAGACUAUAAACAAGAAAGAGGAGUUGACCAGUGACCCAGUUGAUUUGAAGAGUUCUCCGAUAUUAAGGCAACGAAGAGGUCGACAGGGCAGGAAUGAGGUCAAAAUAUAUGAUAGAAUUAUUGAGGGUAAUGUCAAAACCUGGGAGACGGACAUGGACUUGCAGUGUAUCAGCCUUGGUCAAGAUUUGCUGGCUAGCUUAGAUGGUGAGAUAACACUAAGCCGGCUUUGGGGACAGGACGGUAGCCCUAACCCGCCCAGGACCAAUUCACCACAGCCGCUCUGGUUUGGGGAAGAAGACAAUAUAGAUGUGGAACUAAGUACGACUCCACCGAAAGAAAGAAAAGAGCAUAGCCCCAAGUCAGCGGACGCUUUGCUCAAGGACAUCCAGAGCACCGUCAGCCAGGCCAAGACCAAGAUCGGUGACCUCCAGGUCCGAGAUAACUUAGACUACAAGCGCUCAGAUGAAGCGGCAGGGAUGAUGGAAGGGCUACUGGACUUCGGGAUAGCAGGUCUGAAGAAGGGACUCCGCUUUACUGGACUUAGUGAUGACUCGCAGGACAAGUCUCCGUCCCAUCAGAAAUCUAAACAGAGUCCCGAGAAACUUGGAGAUAAAAUUCCGGCUGACUUCAAAGGCAGAGACGUUUCGGAGUGCAGAGAAGCCCCGCCAUUUUCGCAGAACAAAGAGGACAACAGUUCAAUGCCCGUGCUGUUGAAACAACACAGAGUGACGUCACAAGACAGUAUGCCGAGCCUCCCCCGGCCACCUCCCGACUCCCCGGAGCCGCAGUACGAGGAGGUGGCUGACCUGUCCACCAGCAUCGCCAAGUUGAGGAGUUUGCUCCAACAGCGGGAACAAACUCAGAGGGGAGAGGAAGUGUGGUGGGAGGGCGCGGAGGAGACCCGCGGGAGGACGCAGGCGCACCACUCCUCGCGCCCGGUGGACGCCGCCAACAUUGCGGAUGAAUACGACAUGAAUUUAGACAGAAACUCAUCCCCGGGACAGACUUCUAACAACAUGCAGAGACUUGACAAGUUGUUCCAACGAACGGUGACGGGAGUGUUCAACUCUAUAAAGACGGCGGUCGGGGCCGAGGGGGAGGCUCCUGUCGCGAUGCGACCUCAACACGACUGGGUCUACGUCUGCACCUCGCUUGAGAACAGCGUGGGCGGCGCGGUGGCGCGGCUGGUGGGCGCGCGGAGAGCCUUCACGCACGUGGACGCGGCGCUGGACUCGCUGGAGCAGCUCGCCGUCGCCAAGCAGGAACAACUCGUGCCCGACGACUUUGAGGAGUGGUGUGUUGAGUGCGGUGCUGCGUGGAGCGCGGCAAGCGCGGCGACCGGCGCGGGGAGCCCCGCCGCCCCUCCCGCCUCCCCGCCCGCGCACCUCGCGCGCCGCCUCGCCGCCGUACUGGCCGCCGAUAUCUUCGAAUCAAUGAUCACGGUGUGGCUGGACGAGCUGACCGCAUGGCUGAAGCGGCAGAUCUUCCUCUACUUUGAGGGUUUGUCUUCGACCGAGGACACGGCGGCCAGGCCGAAAGAGCUGCGGAACUUCGACCCUGAGCAGACUUGUGAAGUGCUGUUGCAGAACGCGGGACUGCUGCAGCUCCUCGGCGAAGAGACCCUUAAGUCAUCGAUAAAGCUGUACGUGAGCAGUUUGAGUCACAAGGAAUUGAAUCGUGACCUCAUGUUCAGAAUGCUGGACCUGUUCGUUUUGCACUUCAAGAAGUCAGCCUCAAUACGGAAUCCUUCUUUUGACUCGAACUGACGUCACGCGGCGCCGACCCCCGCCGCGCUUACACUGCGAGCAGCGUGACGCGUGCGGGCGGCGCUGCCGGGCGUGCGAGGGGCAGGGAGUGCGGGGCGUGCGAGGGGCAUGGAGUACGGGCUGCGUGCGAGGGGCAAGAAGUGCGGGCUGCGUGCGAGGGGCAGGGAGUGCGGGCUGCGUGCGAGGGGCAGGGAGUGCGGGGCGUGCGAGGGGCAGGGAGUGCGGGGCGUGCGAGGGGCAUGGAGUACGGGCUGCGUGCGAGGGGCAAGAAGUGCGGGCUGCGUGCGAGGGGCAGGGAGUGCGGGCUGCGUGCGAGGGGCAGGGAGUGCGGGGCGUGCGAGGGGCAGGGAGUGCGGGGCGUGCGAGGGGCAUGGAGUACGGGCUGCGUGCGAGGGGCAAGAAGUGCGGGCUGCGUGCGAGGGGCAGGGAGUGCGGGCUGCGUGCGAGGGGCAGGGAGUGCGGGGCGUGCGAGGGGCAGGGAGUGCGGGCUGCGUGCACACAGCCGCGUGACGUGGGCUGCUCUUCUUCGAUAAAAAUAUCGGGAAAAAAAUAUAAAAUGAUCUCUGUAAUUUAUUAAUCAUGUAUUGUAACUAGCGAUGUUAUUAAAUAAAAAUUAUUUUAUUAUGUCUGACGGCGCCAGGGAGGUCUGAGCGGCAGUUCCGUCAUCAUUCGUAUUCGGUGGAACUGAGUUUAUUGCAAUAAAAGUCAUAAAACCUU
This is a messenger RNA of Bombyx mori (domestic silkworm), 3571 nucleotides long. RefSeq lists its product as uncharacterized. Bases 116 to 2854 code for a protein of 912 amino acids. The record is from RefSeq and is a predicted model, not a curated record. The transcript has 15 exons. NCBI's taxonomy places the organism in Eukaryota, Metazoa, Arthropoda, Insecta, Lepidoptera, Bombycidae.